UUAAUAUCUUAUGUACUACUAAUUCUAUACAUACUUCUUUGUUCAUAUUAAACCUGAUUCAACAUGCUGGUGGCAACUGACAGUCAACAGUCAUUAAGUAACGAAGUUUAUCGCGGACAUUGCAUAUCAGAAUGAAUACGACAAUACAAAACGCUAAGAAAAUGCUCUUCAAAGACGAAACCACGUACAGGACCGAUUACCACAAAUAUGAUAUACGGGAAUAUCCGAAAACACUCCACAAGGAGAAACUGUCGCAUCACGAGCGAGCGCUACCUACCUACAAGAGUUGUCACACCUUGAUCGAGUGGAAGGACCAGCGACCGCCGUUUAGUUGUUUUCAUGUGGCCAAAGAUGUAGUGCGCACCAAUCCCAAUAACGUUCAAAGACCUCAUGCUAAGCCUGUAGACUGUGAACGAGAAGGAGUCCAAAAAACACGCCCUCGCCUGGUGAUGACGCCAGCUGUCAGUGUGGAUGACAUCGAGGACUCGAGCGCGAGGGACAUUAUUAUAUCUGAUAUGUACAUGACUGAUAAUAUGAAGAACAUGAAGGUACACGUGAGCUCGGGUGCGAGUGAGGGCAUCAAGGCGCCCCUACCAGGUCGACCUGCGCCAGCUAACCCUAUUAUCUUCCCAAAAUAUCAACCUCCUUACGUGUCGCCGGAAUGGCGUAUGGAGUCUGUGACCUGGGAUCAAAAACAACUGAGAAGUCAUUGCGAUCCCACUCAGCGGUUCUGGCUCUUACAGGAGCUGCCUAAAUGCAAGAUGUGUGAAGAAUCUGCCGUGGUUGUCGCGCAUAGAAAAAUGUUAAGGAAUUUGAAACAUAACAAAGUUUGAGUUUAUUUCAUUGGCUGUUUUAAAAUUCCACCAUUUUAAUUUUCAUAAACCUCUGCAUUCUCUAUGAACCCUACAUAUUUUAGUAUAGAGUAUUCGUGUAAGUAGGUCAGGUCAAAUGCGUGACAUUUUAAGUUUUGUCUAUAUUAUUUACAGACACAUCCAAUUGUCCCAUAUUCAUGUUUAAAGUAUGUACUUAGUUUGUUAAUAUUUUUGUAUUUUGUAAGAUUUUGUCUUUGUUUUAGAAGGAAGUGAAUAGUUUUAUUUAUUUUAAUUUUGUGCUUAUUUUGUUUAAGAAAUGUAUUAAUUAUUAAUAUAACAAUUAAGAAUUA
Danaus plexippus (monarch butterfly) is the source of this 1162-nucleotide messenger RNA. RefSeq lists its product as uncharacterized. The record is from RefSeq and is a predicted model, not a curated record. Bases 132 to 833 code for a protein of 233 amino acids. The transcript has 4 exons. Lineage: Eukaryota; Metazoa; Arthropoda; Insecta; Lepidoptera; Nymphalidae.